Messenger RNA from Oppiella nova, 411 nucleotides. The record is from the annotation of a GenBank genome assembly. NCBI's taxonomy places the organism in Eukaryota, Metazoa, Arthropoda, Arachnida, Sarcoptiformes, Oppiidae.
AUGUCAGCAAAAAUUGACAAAACAAACGUCACGGAUGAGAAGGAACGGGAGUUCACGUCGGAUGAGGUCAGGGAUCACGACGAGAGGGACUCCCUGUGGGUGAUCGUGGACGCCGGCGUCUACGACGUGACCCGUUUCAUAGACGACCACCCGGGGGGUGAGGAUGUGCUAAAAGAGUUCGGGGGAAGGGAUGCCUCCCAGCGGUUCCUAGAAGUCGGACACUCGGCCGACGCCCACGAGUUGAUGAAAAAGUACAGAAUCGGACGGGUUGUGGACUACGACGAUACCGAUGUUCCCGACGGCACCGACACCUCGGCCCCGGAGUACAGCGAAGGUGUGGGUUGGCUGCCACUGAUGGCCGGCCUAUGCGCCAGUGUUAUCGCCUAUUAUGUCCUCAAUUAUGUGUUUUAA